Postia placenta MAD-698-R-SB12 is the source of this 2624-nucleotide messenger RNA. RefSeq lists its product as hypothetical. The coding region runs from base 1 to 2412 and encodes 803 amino acids. Gene Ontology annotation, molecular function: DNA binding; zinc ion binding; DNA-binding transcription factor activity, RNA polymerase II-specific. The record is from RefSeq and is a predicted model, not a curated record. Gene Ontology annotation, biological process: DNA-templated transcription; regulation of DNA-templated transcription. The transcript has 16 exons. NCBI's taxonomy places the organism in Eukaryota, Fungi, Basidiomycota, Agaricomycetes, Polyporales, Adustoporiaceae.
AUGAGAUCUGAUAUUGUGGAUGUCGAGGGCGGGAGGCGGCGGUCCAACGUUCCCUUGUCAUGUGCGGAGUGUAGACGAUGCUCCCGCCAAUUCCCGUGCUCGAGCUGCGUGAAGAAAGGUUGUGCUGCGAUUUGCCCAGAUGGUUCUCUCACUACCGGCAAGGGUAACCGUUUUGUUCUCGCAAACACCGAGGUUCUGCAUGAAAAGAUCACCACACUAGCAAAUCGCGUUAGACAGCUCGAGGAUGCCUUGCAUGAUGUCUAUGGCCAAGUCUCGUCUGAAAGACAUCCUCUUUUAUCAGAUGAGCUUCUGCAGAUAAAGCGGCCACUCGAAAGAGAGGCUCCAGACGAGACACCGCAAGAUCCAGAUCCAGACACGGCAGAGGCUAUCGACCAAGUUGGAUCUCUAUCGAUCAACGAUGCAGGGGAGGGGAAGUUCUACGGACCUGCCGCUAAUGCAUGGUACCUCUUACAGAAUGAAGAUGGCACCGAAGAGGCAUCUGAGAGCCCGCAAUCUGCGCUGCCGUCAGAUAUUCCUUGGAUUAGCUACACGUUCCCGUUCUCUUCCAGUGCCACGUUGACCCCCUCGAGUGUCCGUGCCUCUCUUAUAGACAUGCUUCCGGGGUUACCAGAAGCUCGCCGCUUAGCUGCACUCUAUUUCAGGCAUGCGGCAUGGAUGUAUACGCCGAUACCGGAGAAUGAAUUUUACAACAGCGUCCUCACGCGAUUUUAUGAAUCAUCGGCGAUGGUAGAUCAAGAUCCUACGGACUCGCACAGAUUAGCGAUCAUGUACCUGGUCCUGGCUAUGGGUGUUCUGCUUGAUCUCGACCAGCAGCCGUUGACGGCGGAGGCGACACGGUACUAUCAGUUAGGUCGUGCUGCUCUUGCGUUAGACUCUAUUUUGGAGCAUCAGACGAUACAGGCCGUGCAAGCGUUGGUACUGAUGUGCCAUUUCAUGUUUUUCUCCCAUGUCGACGGUUCGCGAUGGGCUCUCAUGGGGCUCGCAGUCAAAUUGGCACUUACUUGGAACCUCGAUCCGGAUGAAGCAUUCAGACGGCGAACGUUGUUUUAUGAGCUCCUCACGUAUGAUUCUUGGCAGAGCCUCACCUUUGGCCGACCGCCGUCGCUCUCUAUGGCGUUCAUCGAUUGCCAAAUUCCUGAGCCCAUCACUAAGACCGAUCAGGGCGAGCCCGAGAUGAGCUUUUCCGCCUGGAAACAUCGGUUUGUGUCACGCUGCCAGAGCGUCGUCCACGAGCAGGCGUUCGGUGCGCGAAUCACUAAUUAUCGCACUAUUCUGGACCUCGACAAGAAGGUCCGUGACUUCUAUCUACCACCUUCCCUGCGUGUGCCCGGGUUCGGCGGUGCGAAGAUGGACCCGGACGCGCCCCCUGCUACCCUACAGCAGGUUCUGCAGGGAUAUUGUGCCUUUUCGAUGCGCGAAAUCACUAUCUUCUAUAUGCAUCGUGGCUUCUUUGCCAGCGCACUGCAGGACCACCCCGAGGACCCGCUCAGCAGCAAAUAUGCGCCCUCGGUUCUGGCCGCCUACAACAGUGCAUGCUCCUACGUUGGCCUCGUCAGGAGCCAGUACUCACAAUAUCCGGACCUGACUGAGCGCAUGUGGUUCCUUUUCACACAUGUCUUCUCCUGCGCGAUCGUGCUCGGUGCUAUCCCAUCGAAGAGUCCGACCAUCCCGCUCGCCCGUUCGGCCCUUUCUCACCUGGACUCCGCGUGCGGGUUGUUCGAGGAUGUGGGACACAACCCACGUGCUGCGAAGGUGAUUCCGGUGCUGCGAAAGCUCAGGAGCAGAGCCCAAGCAGCCAUGUCGGAUCUUCAGGCUAGGACGGCGGCCCCGCGGACUGGCCUGCAUCGCGUGGCCGCCAAGGCGGACGAGGAGCUCGAUGCUCUCGGAGGUAAGACUCGUCUCGUGUCGCGCAAGUCCCCGUCGCUGCCAUCGCCUACGUCAUCUCGGGGGAGCUACUCCCAGGGCGGCUCUAGUCCUAGUCCCCGCGACCCCCACCCUCCAGAACUCUCGCCGAUGCACCCCAUGGCGCCUCCGAUCCCCGAGCCCAUGAACCAGAUCCAGACAUCGAUGCUCGAUAUGUCCUCGCAGUGGCCAGGUUAUAUGCAGCAGGCUACCGGGUACUCGUACCAACCACAGUACGCUGACCCAGCCAAUUACUGGACCCCAGCCUCAGACUAUGCGACGAUGCACGGCAUUGUCGGGCAGCAUUAUCUGUCUCAGGAGCCGAUGGGUCUUGAUGCGAACGUCAUUCAAUCCGCUGCGUACGCCUACGUGGACCCGAUGGCAGGAUACGUCACUACUUACCCAGCUGGCGGUGGUUCUCCGGAUGGGAACAUGCAGCAACCUGAUGCGUCGUGGCACAACCUCUUGGGCCAGCUUGAUCAGGCAUAGAUUUCUCACUCACUCUGCAGCGAUGAUCAUAACGUGUUUUAUCAUACAUAUUUCCCUUGUCUCCGGUUAGUGUAUCAGGUAGCUCUCCUAUUGCUCUGCUGCGUCCACAUUUUGGCGGACGCUAUACGUGUUCAUGCUGAAUUUACGAAUGUAAAGAUAUGUUCUAGUAUGUAUGUGUUUGUGUGUAUUACUCAAUCCAAUUAGAUUGCGUU